Messenger RNA from Phascolarctos cinereus (koala), 5222 nucleotides. It is a transcript of the gene APCDD1L, whose product is annotated as APC down-regulated 1 like. Gene Ontology annotation, molecular function: Wnt-protein binding. NCBI's taxonomy places the organism in Eukaryota, Metazoa, Chordata, Mammalia, Diprotodontia, Phascolarctidae. Gene Ontology annotation, biological process: negative regulation of Wnt signaling pathway. The record is from RefSeq and is a predicted model, not a curated record. Gene Ontology annotation, cellular component: plasma membrane.
AAAGCUCCCUUUACAACUAUCAACAGGCUGCGAGUGCGUGUCUUUCUGUGUAGUGGGGGGUGGGGGUGGCAGAGAGGCGGGGGACACGCAUUUUGAGACAGAAGUCCCGGUGCGAUCCACAGGCCAGGAACCCAGGCGUCCUCUCCUCCCUCCCAUCCUUGCUCGGGGCUAACUGCCGUAAGAAACUGGAGUGACUGGCUCGGAAGACACAUCUCUUGUUGAGUGCCUUUCUUCCCACCCGCCCGCCCUUUGGGUCUUGGGACUGGGGCAGUAGGCGUGCAGAGUUCUGCAGAGCGGAUGGACUUGUGGGCAGGUUGGAGAACCCCGCGGGGGUCCUGCGGCCACCCGGGAGGUCCCGAAGGUCAGCAGCAGUGAGGACGCUAGGGCGUAUCCAACCUGUGCGGCUAGUUCGGGCGAAGGCGGGGAAAACGGGGCGGGGGGUCCUGUCGGAGAGAAUUGGAAGCUCGUGACCAUGGUCCCCAAAUUGUGGUUGUUCGUGUUCCUUGGAGCCUGCACAUCUGGAAUCCAGCAUCGGGACGGGGCUGCUCUCCAGAGCCAGCGGAACGGCUCAGGCCGGCUGCAAUGGGAAUCCCAGUGUCAGUACCAACUUCGCCAUCUUCAGGACGGAGCCAGAAUUACUGCGCUGCUACCUCCAAGGCUGGAGGGUCACUGGAUCUCCACGAGCUGUGAAGUGCGUCCAGGGCCAGAGUUCCUCACCAGGUCAUACAUGUUCUACUCAAACCGCUUGUUUAAAGCAUACCAGUUCUAUUACCAGGACCCUUCCUGCCGGGAACCCUCGUACUCUCUGCUCAUCAAAGGCAAGCUCCGCCUUCGCCAGGCAUCCUGGAUAACACGAGGGGCCACAGAAGCCAACUACCACCUGCACAAGGUUGGCAUCGUCUUCCACAGCCAGAGUGCUAUUCUGGAGAUGGCAGAGCGCAUCAAUCAGACAGGAGGCAGAGGCUGUGGUAAAUUACUCCCCCUGGGGAGGUCCUGGACUCCAGGGACCGUCUAUGAACUCCUGAGUGCCAAGGCAGAGAGAGACUGCACUGGGGCCCUGGGCUUUGCCAUGCACGAGCUCAGCCUGAUCCGAGUGGAAAGGCAGUACAAGCUGCAGCAGUUGCCAGGCAAUAGAGUGGUGGAGGAGCUAUAUCUGGGUGACAUCCACACGGAAUGGUCAGAAAGGCUUCACUAUAGACCCACUGGGUAUCAACGCCCACUCCAGAGUGCCAUGCAUCACUCGCAUCCAUGCCCAGCUUGUGGAAUCAUCUACCGUUCGGAUGAACACCAUCCCCCAAUACUACCCCACAAGGCGGUGCUGCCCCUGAGACUCAGUGGUAGGUGGGUCAGCAUGAGGUGUGAGGUCCGACCUGCCGUACUCUUCCUCACCAGAUUCUUCACUUUCCAUGGGAGUAACCGGACAUGGGAAGGCUAUUAUCACCACUACUCUGACCCUGCCUGCCGACAGCCCACAUUCACGGUGUAUGCCUUUGGGUAUUACAACAAGGGCACCCUAUCUACCAAGGUCAGAGGUGGCACAGAGCUAACAUUUAAAGUCACCCGGGCCCGUGUGACACCAAUGGAUCAGGUCACUGUGGCGAUGCUGAACUUCUCACACCCAGGGAACUGUGGGGAUGCAGGGUCCUGGUCCCUUGGAGUUGAGCAGGAUGUCACACCAACCAAUGGGUGCUUGCCACUGGGCAUCAAGCUCCCUCAUGUGGAGUUUGAACUCUUUAAGACUGAACAAGACAUAAGAGGCCAAAGCCUGCUGUUUAUUGGAGAGAGGCCCACAGAUGGCUCAAACCCAGAUAUCCCAGAGAAGCGUCCCACUUCCUAUCAGGACCCUCUGGUCCAGUGUGCUGGAGCAUCCGCUGGCUUUUCAAGACAACUUCAUCACAGUCAUCAGCCAGAAAAAUACAGGAGUAGCAGGAACAGAUCAUCAAAAGUAUACUCUAUGGGAAGCCUACUUCUGAUCAUAGCCCUGACAUUUUUAAGGUGGGACUUAAAUUGAUCAAAUUGUUGGCUCCCAAAGCAGGAGGGAAUUCCCUCUAGAAUUUGAGACAUCCUUCCAGGCACAUUUCCAAGAUCAGCACCUUCUUUUCUAAUCCCUGAGACUCUGUAUAUGCUUAAACAUGGACAGGGGGAGGGUAGCAUUCUUGAGACUAGACUCUGGCAUGCAAAUAUCCACUUCCAAGUUACAGAGUAAUGCUGAUUCAACUCACCAGUUCAUACUAAAGCUGGUGACAUGAAUUUUAAUUCAUGCUGCCUUGAGCUUUCAGUGGCCUGUAUUCACAGGCAACCUCGGCCUCCCAAAGUGCUAACUGCUGGAAUUUCUGUGCUUCAGAAUUUUCAGCCUAGAAAUCCAGCCUUCUGGGACCUGUUUAUGAGGUAGGGUUCUAUCUAAAGGGUUCUUCCUUUGGUCUCAUCCAAAAACUAAGGGACACAAAGACGUAUGAGAGGCAGGUUAAUCCCUACACCACCACUUCCAGAUCACACAGAAGCAAGUUUACUGUUAGUUCUUGUUUGAAUUCCCCUUGGCAUUUUCAGCCACUGGAUAGCCAAAGAAUUCAUCUGGAUCUACAGCAUAUAUAGUUUUUCUUUCUUCAUCAGAAAAUUCCCAUUUCUAUAAAUUCUAAUAAGAGAGAAAAUGUCAUGGAUAUCUUAUGGGUAGAUGACUUUAGAUCCAUUUUAUUAUUCUUUAGAUCCAUUUUACAAAUAGGUAAGUGGCAAAUCUAGAAAACAAAUUUUCUUCUUUUAUUCUUUAGUUAAUUAUAGCCAGUACCCCAGAUGAAUAAGGGCUAUUUUGGGGCUUCUUGACCUUUAUUGUGUGUCAUGGAAUCCUUCUCAGAAAGAUGUUUUUAAGUGCAUAAAACAAAAUGCAUAGAAUUAAAAAGGAAACCAAUUAUGUUAAAAUUGUUAAAAAAAAAUUUUUAAGCCGAUAGACUCCAGGCUAAUAACCCUCGGAUUAUAUGGUCCCUAAGGUUGUUUUUUCUCUUUGUAUCCACAUCUUGCACAUCGUAGGGGCUUAAUCUUUGAAUCCAAUUGUUAAGGUUUCUUUUAAGGCCUAUAACCUCUCAGUCAACAACCUGAAGUGUGAAUUUAUUUAUGUGGUACAGGUAGCAGUGGACAGUAAUUGGGGAUGGGGGGUGGAAAUAGUACUGAAGUAUUUUCAUACUGCUAAAAAUUCUUCUGGCAUGGUGAACUCAGAGGUCUUGAGAAACAUUUUAAUGAUCUCCUCCUUUCUUACUCCAUCCCACUUUCAUCAGUCACAUUACAUAUUUUAAGAUUCAAAUCCAGGUCUUACAAGUGACUUUGUGAACUUGGACAAUGAAAUCCCUUUCCUUUGCUGGUCUGGUUUCCUCAUCUGUAAAAUGAGAGGGUUUUAAAAUGAUUUCUAAAGUCCUUUCCAGCCCUGGAUGAUAUGACAGACCUAUUACCUAUAAAGCAAGUGCUUUAGAAUUCAUCAUCCCAGCCCACUUAUUUUGUUCCACUGGCAUCUGCUUGAAAAAGCCCCAUCUGACUUCUCUAAGCAUUCCUGUUUUUAAGAAAAGAUAAUCUUUGCAAGUCUCAAACUAAAAAGGGCUUUCAGAGGGCAUAUUCACAGAACUACAGUUAUAAGAUUAUUUAUGGUUUUAAACCAAAUGUAUAAAGUUGUGGGGUUUUGGAGGGGGUAGCGGCUCCAGGGGAUGCCAUUUACACUAACCAGUUCACCUAUGUGUGGUGCAAAUGAAUCACAUUUGCACAUUAAUCACAUUACAAUUUUUAAUCCCAUUAAAAUUUAAACUUAAAAAUCUUUCUCAUAAACAAUCAUACCAACUGAAUGGUGUUCCCUGUGGUUAUUAAAGAUUGUCAAGUGUAAGGGUUUGUGUUCUAACUUCGAGUACCUAUGAUAAGUAAGAUUUCUUCAUGUAUACAUACAUCUUGUUGCACACUGGGCCCAGAAUUAAUCAGAAGUAUUUGGGAAGAAGCUUAAAACAGAACACGUAACUACAUUAAAUUACGAAGUGCAUAUUAAAGGGAAAAUUCAUCCCCUUACGAGUGAACCUCAAUGUUUCUCCAUUUCUUUACUCUAAACUUAAGGAUUCUGAUUUCAAGGCCAAUAUUUCAAAUGUUUUUUCUUUGCCUGAUCAGUUAUUAUCACUAGAAAGUGAAAAAAUAUACUGUUUUACUUUUGGUCAAUGGAAAUUAUCAUUCCAGGCUCAGGCUUUUAUAUUCUGCUGGCAACAUUUCUAGAGUUGCGUUGAGUGUAUAGGUGUGAAUGUGCUGUGAAGAAAUGAUUAUUGUGUGUCCUAUUCGCUACCUGUAGGGCUUCAGUUUGUUGAAGAUAUCAGAUGGGAUAUCAAGGUUGGGGCUGUCCUUGACCUACCCUGCAAACUCUUGUAGCAAACUUUGGCUCAUGACCCAUCCCACAAAUCUGCAUGAGACCCUUGAAACAUCCUUGGGUGCUGGUAGAGAGAAUUAAAAAGAGCACUAGAUUUUUAAAAUUUGAUAGUGCAUUAGUAUGUUUUGUCCCAUUUACAAAAGAUUUGAUGUUGGCAUAACUACAUAUCAUAGGCUCCUAUGUUAGAACUUUUAGAAUUAAAAAAAAAGUACAGCUAUUCAAGUCCCAUUGAAAUAUUGAUACUAAUUAUUAUUAUUUUGAGACUGUCUCUACCUUGCCCAAGCAGGAAAUGCAGCAGCUACCAUAGUCUGAUCCCAAUGUGACAUGCCACGGAAACUUUAACUUGCUCUAUUUUUCCAGCCUGGGCCAGUUUAUCCCUCCUUAGGCAGCCUGGUAGCUUUCCGCUCCUGGGAGCCCACCAUAUUUAUGUCAGACUUACUGUGGACAUCUGACUGGCUUUAGCCCUACCAUGGCUCAGAGCUCCCCACUCAAGAAAUCCACCAGCCUUAGCCUUCCUAACAGCAAGGACCACAGGUAUGGGCCAUUACGCCUGUCUGUUUUCCUGGUUUUUCUAAGGAUGUGUUUAAUCUCACACUGGUGCCACUGGAGACGUGUCCAACAGCGCAAUGCAUACUUGUUGAUCUGGAUCACCAACUUCUGGUAAUGUAGAUAUUUACGGAAUGGGAAGGGUUGAAUGGGGGGGGCAGGAAUGAGGAGGUAGCUGUUUGAAGAACACUGAAAGGAAGUAAAGUAUACCUCAGGGUAUACUUUAUCAAGCUGUAGGAGGGGAAAUGAGGUAGGUACUUCUGAGUGAAAUAAAAAGUAUGGGCAUUUUGUCUUA